This is a messenger RNA of Striga hermonthica, 1863 nucleotides long. NCBI's taxonomy places the organism in Eukaryota, Viridiplantae, Streptophyta, Magnoliopsida, Lamiales, Orobanchaceae. The record is from the annotation of a GenBank genome assembly.
AUGGCCUUACAGAAGAGAUUAGACUAUGGAUUUCAUGGAUAUCAAUUGCCCCCCACACCUCGAGCUGCCAGAUCAGUCAGGAGGAGGCGGGGCUCUUUUAAGAGAAAAGCCGGUGACCAGCAGAUAUGUGCAUUUGACCUGUUGGCAACUGUAGCUGGGAAGUUACUAAUGGACGGGGAAAAUUGUCCGCCACCAGCAAAUACAUCUUUCACAAAGGGGCAUGCACCAUUUUUCAUAUAUACUAAUACUAUUUUAAAAGAAGAAAAUGACGAACGAAAAGCUCGCGAUCGAGAUGUUAUCUCGAGGCCGAUAUCAGGGAUAAAGACUCCUGAUUGCUCAGAGAAUAUAGGUCCCUUGGUCAACGAUGAUUGUAAGCUCCGCCUUGGAAUUUUUACUCAACCGGAUGUUGAGUCGUCGAAUUUUAGGCUUUCGACUACUUGUGGGCCAGAGGAGGGUAAGAGUGAGAAGGACGUAAAACUAGAGUUUGCAAAUAAUAGGUUUUUGUCAAUAAGUGAUAAGACUUCCCCGUAUAGUUCAGGACUUGUGGAGAAUUCUGACCGAAAAUCAUCUGCCUUAGUUUGUUCAGUUAAUAAUAAUGUAAAGUUUCCAUUUCUGAAGGACCAUGCUCCUUGUGGUUCUUUCCCUGUUUAUCGGGAUACUGUAAAGUUAGUUAAUAGGGAUGAUGACGAAAAUUCGCCUACGACUAGAAACAAGACCAUUAAGCCACCACAACAUUUUGGAGAGCGUAGGUUGAGGAAGUUGCUACCGUCCCAGCAUUGCAGAAUAACUUCUAAUGUGAAGGAUGAUGGACGCUAUACUAGUGAAAGUAUCAGUUGUCCCUCCAAAGACAAUAAUUUAAAGUGCCAAAGGCCUCUGAGAGAUUAUCCUUUCAAAAAGAGAAAGCUCUAUGACUGUGGCUCGGUGCCUACUUCUGAUGAAGGUGUUACCUCUCAAGUGACUGAAAAUGGCAAUAACGGAGAGGGACUCUGUUCUAAUCCUAAUCCCCACAGAGUGAAAUUCAAGAUCAAGUCUUUCAGGGUUCCCGAGUUACUCAUUGAGAUUCCUGAAACUGCUACCGUUGCUUCUCUGAAGAAAAGAGUUAUGGAAGCAGUGAAUGCCGUUCUUGGCAGUGGAUUGCAUGUCGGGGUACUUCUUCAGGGUAAGAAAAUUAGAGACGAUAAUAAAACUUUAGCAGAAACCGGAAUUAGUCAUGAUAACAAGAUGGGCAUGCUGGGGUUUAGUCUCGAGCCCAGCUCCAUUCCUACCCCAAUUCGACUUUAUCCUGAAGAUCGACCACGUCAACUGUUGUGUCAAAGUCCGCAGCCCCUGCAAAACUAUCCACCUCAAAGUGGUGGUGGGCAGAGGAAUUUAGAGCAUCGUGGAGAUGUGGAUGGAAGGAAGAAUUUGAUGGAAUGUGAGCAGCAUGAUUCUGGUCCUUCUUCUUCUCUCGGCAUCUCGUCAUUACAGAGAAAUAGUUCAGAGUGUAAAGCACUUACUGUAUCAUCAAGAAAGGCAGAUACUAUGGUUGUCCGCAAAUCCAAAUGCUCUGAAUCAGGUCAGCGCCGUAUCCGCAGACCUUUCACUGUUGCUGAGGUCGAAGCUCUCGUUCAGGCUGUCGAGAAGCUUGGCACCGGAAGAUGGCGUGAUGUCAAGCUCAGAGCCUUCGAUACUGCAAAACACAGGACUUACGUGGAUUUGAAGGAUAAGUGGAAAACUUUGGUCCACACGGCAAGAAUAUCCCCACAGCAGAGGCGGGGAGAGCCUGUGCCCCAGGAGCUUCUCGACCGAGUCUUGACGGCUCAUGCUUAUUGGUCGCAGCAGCAGCAGCUCAAGUCGCGGCCUGACACUUGCAUUCACCUUUGA